CGCAUAGUAUAGGGUCACAUUUCAGCCAGCUUUAUAGAUCUCCCAUACAUUACCUUUAGUAUCCUUUUUCUUUUUUUUUUCAUUCAGUAGAAUAUACAUAAUACAUGUAGUUAUAAACUGGAAUCGACCAUCCCAACAAAUUAUAAAUAGCUCCAAAGAUUCAUCACAUGCAUCGAUGUUGCCACUCUCACAGAUCACUUUGCAUGCAAAAAAUUAAUACGCUCUCCCCAUAAUAAGUCCAUAUUUUCCUCUCUUUCAUUUCUUUCCCUUUCAGAAAAAAAUGGCCACAAAAAACCUUGGUCCUUCUUCCUUCCUCACCCAACUUGUUUGUCUCUUUACCCUCUUCUUCAUUUCUCCUUCCAAAUCCUCCAUAGACUCCUUCAUCUACGCUGGCUGUUCACAGAUCAAAUACAUCCCAAACUCACCUUACGAGUCCAACCUCAACUCCCUCCUCACUUCCUUAGUCAACUCCGCCACUUACGCCGCCUACAACAAGUUCUCCGUCGUGGGCUCAAGCCCAAACGAUAUCAUCUACGGCCUGUACCAAUGCCGGGGCGAUUUAUCCAUGCCCGACUGCGCCAUGUGCGUCGCCCGGGCCGUCAGCCAGUUCGGCAGCUUGUGCUCCCACAACUGCGGCGGCGCGAUCCAGCUGGACGGCUGUUUCGUCAAGUACGACAACACGAGCUUCGUAGGCCAGGAAGAUAAGACGGUGGUGACCAAGAAAUGCGGGCCGUCGCCCAACGGGUACGACGCGGAGUCCAUGGGCCGGCGCGACGCGGUGCUAGGGAGCUUGGGCGCCGGCGGUGGGCUUUAUAGGGUUGGAGGGGCCCAGGAUGUUCAGGGAUUGGCCCAGUGCGUUGGGGAUUUGAACGCCGGGCAGUGUCAGGAUUGUUUGUCGGAGUCGAUCAAACGGCUGAGGAGUGAGUGUGGGGGUGGGGUUUAUGGGGAUAUGUUCUUGGCCAAGUGUUACGCGCGCUACUCCACCGGUGGAGCUCAUGCUUAUGCUUCCUCACGUUCCGAUCAUGAUUCUCACACAGAGUCUGAGAAAACAUUUGCAAUCAUCAUUGGAUUAUUAGCUGGGGUGGCUCUAAUUAUCAUAUUGGCCACAUUUAUGAGAAGGGCAUUUGGUGGAAAUGGUGAGUUUCUAAUUUAGCUUAUACUAGUACUAUUCAUGUUUCUUCUUCCUCGUUUAUUUCUUUUUCUUCUUCUUCCUCUUUGUAAAAUUUUGACUUCUUUUUUCGGCUUUCCCUCAUUCUACUUGGCAGGUAAAUGAAGUACAAAAACUCUUCGGACCACAGUAAUAACUACAUUGACCAGGAAUCUCAAUAGAAAUUAUUCUUGUGUCUACGACUCCAAAAUUGAUUUUUUGAUAGCUCUUUUAGCAUUUUGCUUUGGUUUUGUAUUUCUUCUUUUUCCUGCAGGAUUUGUUUAUUUGAAACUUACUUUAUAUUUCAUUAUUUUUAUCCUAAAAGAGAUGGAUCAUUGAUGGGAAUCAAAGAUGUAAAGAUGUCUCUAGGAAAAGUGUUGUGCUACAAAACAAAGUUUUAAAAGGUGGAAAAAAAGUAAAAAAGGAUGUGUUUCCACUUCAAGUAUUGUAGCAAUGUUCAAUGUCUAAUGCAGAUUCCUUUGUAAAGGACCAUAUGAUAGAUCUCUGUAUGAUGCCUCUCCAACGUUCACGCAAUACAUUCUUCAUUUAUUCCUCUUUAUUAA
Messenger RNA from Oldenlandia corymbosa var. corymbosa, 1710 nucleotides. The record is from the annotation of a GenBank genome assembly. NCBI's taxonomy places the organism in Eukaryota, Viridiplantae, Streptophyta, Magnoliopsida, Gentianales, Rubiaceae.